CACGACCUAGAGCCAUACACACAGCAGAUAUAUAAAGGGCAUCUCUAUUUCCAAGAGCUCUUGUCCACUGAACACAACAUAAUUCCGCAUAUGGCCUGGGAGGAACAGCUGUCGAGCGCAACCGGGCUAAGUCUCUCUCAAUUUCGUUUCACGCUUGCGCUAUUUGCAUCGGUGCUCUUGGUUGCUGGAAUUCGGCUACUCAGAAAUACGACGUUGCGACACCUUUAUGCUCUGGUAACGGGCGUAGCCAUUAUCUAUUACCCGUUUGGCAGUGGCAUCAUACACGUUCUGCCGAUGGCAGUCGCCGCCUAUCUCGCAUUACACCUUGCGCCGCGACGAGCCGGUGCCGUAGCGUGGUGCACGGUGUUUCCCUACCUCAUCUACCUACACGUAGUGAAUGCAAGCGGGGAGUCCUGGAAGACAGGCAACAUGGACUUCACAGGUGGCGCCAUGGUUGCUGUGCUCAAGCUGGUGUCCAUCUGCGUCUGCCGACAGGACAGCUUCCGUAAGAACAAGGAGGACUUGAGCGCCUACCAGGCCGCCCAUCAGCUGGUCUCCACUCCAACUCUCCUGGAGUUCCUGUCGUACCUCUUCGGCCUGGGGAAUCUGCUGGCGGGGCCGUUCUUUGAAUUCAGCGAAUACAAGGAGUUUAUUGAGCUCAAAGGGGGCAUUACGGAUCUGAAUCCGUCUGCUAACAGUUGGCAGGGCCGCCCACAGGCGCGUAAAGGUUUCCAGCCUCAUCCCGGCACAUGCGAGCUUGUGCGCAAACCCGCACGCUUCAGUCUAAACACGGUCGAAACGCCUUGGGCUCCUAACGCCGGCCGAUCUGCGCCAAACUAUUUGGGUCACGGGUUUUUGGCUCUGCUGGAGGGUCUCUGGCACAUGGGCGUGUACCUGGGCCUCACGCUGAGCGGCUGGGACAUGGAUCACUACCACAGCGCCUGGUACUACGGCCAGCCGCUGAUCAUCAAGUGUGCCGCCAUCUGCGUCAUCGGCCUCGUAUACCAGCUGCGCUACUACUUCAGCUGGAAGAUUACGGAAGCGUCGUACGUGUUUGCGGGCCUGGACUUCAUGGGCUAUGACCCGGCGACCGGUGAAGCGCAGUGGGGGAGAUGUCGCAACUGCAGCUUCUUGGGCGUGUGGCUGGCGGACAGCGCCCGCAACGUGCCCCUCAAUUGGAACAUUUGCACAGGGAACUUCCUGCGACGGUACGUGUACGAGCGGGUGGCUCCCCGCAACAGGAAGCCCGGCUUCCAGUCGCUCCUCUUCACACAGCUCGUCAGCGCCAUAUGGCACGGGCUUUACCCGGGCUACCUCAUGUUCUUCGUGGGUACGGCAGUCUGGAUUUUCUUCUCGCAGAUUGUCUACAAGACGGAGGCCUAUUUGCCGGCCGUUGUUCGCAAACAUCUUCUAUACCGAGCAAUCAAGAUUAUCUGGACCGUAUUCGUGCUCAACUACAUGGCUUGUGCCUUCCAGCUCCUGGACUACAAGUCAAGUAUGGAAGCGUACGCAUCUGUGAACUACUUUCCCUUCAUCGUCAUGGUGGUGGUCAACGUGCUGGGCUCCUUUGUCAAGCAGAAGCGCCCAGCCAAGCCGCCCACGGGACCUGGAGGCGCAACGCCCAUGGCGGUGAACGGCAAGAACGGAGGCAACAAGACGGACAGCCGGCAACACGCCUGCCCCCCGCCAACCCCCAAUGCCAUCGCCAUGCCGCAACGGAAGCGCACCAAGUCCACCAAUAAGAUCGAUGCCGUUGGUAUCCCCCCGGGGUUUGAGCGGCCCAAUGAGGACAUUGUUUGGCUGACUGACGCUUGUGGUGGUGAUUUCAAGAGCUGGGCCUAUGUACUUCAGGGCUCGACGACGGUCAUCUGCUUUUUUUGCGACACACAUAAGGAGAGUAACGCCACCAUUUCCCGCACGAACUGGGAUCGCUCAACUCGCUUCAACCGCAUGCGGUCGGCUUUGUGA
Molecule: messenger RNA, 1968 nt
Organism: Volvox carteri f. nagariensis
Lineage: Eukaryota; Viridiplantae; Chlorophyta; Chlorophyceae; Chlamydomonadales; Volvocaceae
Exons: 13
Coding region: 91-1968 (625 amino acids)
Biological process (GO): lipid modification; phospholipid biosynthetic process; triglyceride biosynthetic process
Cellular component (GO): endoplasmic reticulum; membrane
Molecular function (GO): acyltransferase activity
Source: RefSeq, a predicted model, not a curated record